Molecule: messenger RNA, 1399 nt
Organism: Corticium candelabrum
Lineage: Eukaryota; Metazoa; Porifera; Homoscleromorpha; Homosclerophorida; Plakinidae
Product: WD repeat-containing protein 74-like
Exons: 1
Coding region: 18-1166 (382 amino acids)
Biological process (GO): ribosomal large subunit biogenesis
Cellular component (GO): nucleolus; preribosome, large subunit precursor
Molecular function (GO): protein binding
Source: RefSeq, a predicted model, not a curated record
ACAAGUGAGUUCUGCGCAUGGAAUUUAGUGCUUGGAUUGGAACUGACAAGGGAGCGCUGAAAGGAGUUGAUGUCUCUAAAGCUCAAUUUAGGAACUGUGGGCCGAAGCAAGAGCUAGACACCCGAAAGGAAAUUCGGAGCCUUCAGUGGAAUAAUGAGCUAGAAACGGAGCUGUUGCUUGGGCAGCGUGAUGGAAUUGUGAUAAAAUUUAUUGUGGAAAAAGACGCAUUUGAAAUUGUCUCAGAUACAUCAUCUGUGUUUGCAAGAGAAGACGAUUUCAUGGCUGGCGCCUUGUGGAUAAGCAAAGAAGAUCUCCUCUUGACAUGUACAACGUCAGGACGAUUACUCAUUAAGAAUAUUAGAGAAGGAAGCAUUGUGGGAGAUGUACAUGUUGGAAGCCACGUUGCUUGCUUGUGCCAGAAUUUUGGUGAACAUUGUCAGGUUGCUGUAGGUGGCCAUGAAAAUGACCUGAAGGUUUACAAUGUUAGACAUCUUGAGUCCAACUUCAAACCGUUCUUUCAAGCUAAAAAUGUCAGAAAUGACUUUGUUGAUCUUAGAGUACCCAUAUCAGUGACUGUUACCGCUUUCUUUCCAAGUAGCAGUGAUCAACCAAAGUUGAUAGCUGGUACUGCAGACAGCCAUGUCAGGUUAUAUGAUACUAGAAGUCAACGACGACCUGUGUUAUCAACUAAGCAUGGAGAAGCUGCAAUCACUGCAUUGGAUAUACUUUCAAAUGGUGUGGCAGUUAUUGUGGGAACUGCACAUGGCACCAUGUCCAACCUGGAUUUGAGAAAGUCCCUUGCAUGUAGUGGCAGUUUCAAAGGUGCUGCUGGUAGCAUCACAGAUAUCAAAUCAUCUGGUUCAUACAUAACAUCAUGUGGACUAGAUAGACACUUCCGCAUUCAUCACAUUGACAUGCAAAAACCCUUGAGGAAAGUCUACAUCAAACAACAGGCAUCUAGAAUUGUCUUGUCCAGUCACUUUAUUCAAUCAUUGUCUUCGAAGCCUCACGUAAAUCCUGACACUGGCAUACACAGUAACAAGCAGAGGGAAGUAGCAGUGUCAGCAAACGAAUUGGGAGCUCAAACACUAGAUGCAAUCUGGCAGACAAUGGAUGUUGUCUCUGAACCUAGUUGCAAGAAGCCCAGACUACUAAAGAAACUGUAGCAUGCUGAUCAAACAAAUUUGUAUUGUACGUAUUUAUUAUACUAAGUCUAGCUCAGAUCUGAUAAGUUGAUUGUUGACAGCGUGGUGGGAGGAGUAACAAUGGCUGUGUUCGUAGCUGUUUGUGUUUUCUGCUGGGCAGUUAGUCCAAUACUAGAAGCUGUUAUUGGCUGGGUCUGUAGUUUAGUUUGCUCUGUCUGUCCUUGAUCAGAAACUCGGUGGGGUUGUUGCUCUUG